AUGUCUUUCUCCAACAAAGACUGCCAUGAUGUAAGUACGCGACUCUCGGAGGCUCAUCGAUACGCCGUUCAACAAUGUCUCGACAAUUCGGAGCAACUGGCUCAUCUACACAACCAACUUGUUCAUUGUGACAACGUUUUUGAGCGCCUUCAAAAGACAUUGUACAGUUUCCAAGACAGUCUCGGGUCUAUUGGACAGGAUAUGAAACAUUUGCAAAUGCAAUCUCAUCAUCUUCAUCAGGAACUUGAAAACCGCCAGAAGGUCCGAGUGGAGUUGAGUCAGUUCGUUGACGAUAUCGCUGUCUCGCAGACAAUGAUGAAGACGAUAAAUGAGGUUGAUGCGAAUGAGAGAGGAUUCUUGGAAGCACUUCACGAGUUGCAUCACAAGAUAACACUUAUUAUCCAGAGAGGAAACGGAGAUGCAGUGGCUGUGAACGAUACAAUGCCGAUUCUGGAGGGGUUGAAGUUGAAGGCUACUGUCAAGGUCCGUGACUGGCUUCUCGCAAAAAUGUUCCAAUUCCGAAAACCACUCUCCAACUACCAAGUAUUCCAACAUCAACUGCUCAAAUGUCGUUUUUUCUACGAAUUUCUCCUCCACCAUGAUUUGAUUUCUGCCAAAGAACUGCAAGACGAGUACAUCGACACCAUCAGCAAAAUGUUCUUCACAUAUUUCAAAGCGUACGCGACUCGUUUAUUCAAGCUGGCGAUGAAGGACGUCGCCACCAAAGACGACACACUGGGAAAUAUUGAUUCUGCUAAGCCGCAGGGCUUAAGCUCUCUCUUUUCCUCUAAGCAACACGUCGUCCGGAAUAAAGCCACUGUCUUCUCAAUUGGACAACGACACAACAUCCUCGGUGAUGACUUUUUUGGUGCUCUCAUUGUCCCACAUGCUGCUACACAGAAUCAAGUUGCGUAUCAAUUCGAAGCUUUAUUCCGAUCGAUUCAAUUAGCGUUUGUCGAUCACUACAGUCAUGAGUACCUCUUCAUCACUGAUUUCUUCUUGGUCAACAACGAAGAAGCUGUGGAGCUUCAUAAUAAGGCUAUGGCUCGAGCGAUGUCAGUCGUGUUGAAAAGCUGCGAGGAGCAAAUUGCGUUGAGUUGGGACGCCAUUAGUCUCCACCUCUGUAUCUGCCUGAGCGACAAGUUCAUUGAUGUCCUUGCAGAGCGUGAAGUUCCAGAGUGCACCGAUUACUGGAAUACGGUUAGCAGUCUGCUCUGGGCUCGUCUCAACUUGGUCAUGAACACCCAUUACGAAAGUGUGAAGUCAGUCGACCUAAAGAAGCUGAUGCACAGUGGAUCGCUAGACGCCAGACCGCAUUUCAUUGUUCGUCGAUACGCCGAGUUGACUAGUGCUCAUCUUAUGAUUGCAAAAACAAGCGGGAAGGAGAUUGGUGACAAGAUGGAAGCUGUGCUAGAGAACAGUGAGGACUCGAUCGAACAACUUCUCACUAGAAUGUCGGCAAUGCAGCAGUCACAAAAGAAUAAGCACGUGUUCUUGAUCAACAACUUUGACCUGAUUCUGUCGAUUAUUGAUGAUGAAGAGAGCAAGCAUAGUAAGAUAUACGCAAUUGUGCACGAAUUGGAGCAGAAAAGUAUCGAUGACUUUGUGGAAGAGAUGCUAGAACCACAUAUUGGAUAUAUGAUCAAGUUUGUGAAUGAGUGCGAGUCGCUGCUUUCUCAAGGACACACCCAGCUGCUUGUACGUUAUAAUGAUAAAGUGGGAACAGUGGUGGCAAACUUCAACGCAAAGUGGCGGCCUGCUGUGGAUAGUAUCAAUGCUGAAUGCAUUCAACUUUUCACCAACUUUAGUCUCGGAACCAAUAUUCUUCAGACAAUCUUCACAAAAUAUGUUCUAUACAUCAAUCGAUUCACCAAAAUUCUAGCUCACGACGUUUUUGUCAAGAACCCAGUCUGCACACAACUAGUCAAUGUGCACCAAGUGAUGCUUGAGAUCAAACGUUUCAAACCAGCAUAUUAA
Caenorhabditis remanei is the source of this 1977-nucleotide messenger RNA. RefSeq lists its product as uncharacterized. Gene Ontology annotation, biological process: lysosomal transport; Golgi to vacuole transport; endocytic recycling. Gene Ontology annotation, cellular component: GARP complex. Gene Ontology annotation, molecular function: syntaxin binding. The record is from RefSeq and is a predicted model, not a curated record. Bases 1 to 1977 code for a protein of 658 amino acids. The transcript is spliced from 12 exons. NCBI's taxonomy places the organism in Eukaryota, Metazoa, Nematoda, Chromadorea, Rhabditida, Rhabditidae.